Messenger RNA from Cavia porcellus (domestic guinea pig), 1810 nucleotides. RefSeq names its product 1-aminocyclopropane-1-carboxylate synthase homolog (inactive) like (gene Accsl). NCBI's taxonomy places the organism in Eukaryota, Metazoa, Chordata, Mammalia, Rodentia, Caviidae. The record is from RefSeq and is a predicted model, not a curated record. The transcript has 15 exons. Gene Ontology annotation, molecular function: transaminase activity; pyridoxal phosphate binding. Bases 135 to 1601 code for a protein of 488 amino acids. Gene Ontology annotation, biological process: biosynthetic process; amino acid metabolic process.
UCUUGUAUUUAACAGCAGAGUUCGCAGACCAAGGCAUAAUAUUCAGUCUUGGCGAGAGCAGGAGGGCAGGUCUGCAAGCCCCUGGCCACCCAGGACCAUUUCAGCCAGUGCAAGGGUUCUAGGCUGGAGCAAAGAUGAGUGCAGACAGCGACCAGCCUUCAGUACUUAGCAAUAGCCUGUCCCGACGUGGGGUUCACAUCUCUACGCUUUACAAGAGCAAGUUCAAGAGCUAUGAGAUCUACCACAGAGAUAAAUACCACAAAGUCUUGAACACCUCGGGCUUCCUUAACCUGAGCAUCAGUGAGAACAGGCUGUGCACUGAUCUGAUAACCGAAAGGUUGUGUCAGAGUGACAUGAAUUACAUCGAGGAUGUCAUUCUGCAGUAUCCCAACUCGACAGGACAUCCCUUCCUGCAGGCAGCUGUGGCCCAGUUCCUGACCUGCUACUGCAGAGCCCCUCACUGCCUGUCUGUGAAAAAUGUGGUGAUUCUCAAUGGCUGCUGUGCUGUCUUCUCUGCACUGGCCACGGUGCUGUGUGACCCAGGGGACUGCUUCCUGGUCCCUGUUCCCUUCCAUUAUGGCUUCAUGUUUGGCUCCAAGUUUUUUGCAUAUAUUGAGCUGAUUCCAGUCUACCUGGAGAAACAGACUGUCUUACAGUUCAUCAAUGCAGACACCCAGCCUUUGGAGCUCAACGUGCGCAAACUAGAACAAGCUCUGCAUGAAGCUAGGACUAGGAGAAAAAAGGUCAAAGGCCUCUUGCUCACCAACCCUGAGAAGCCUACGGGUGACAUCUACCCGAAGGAAUUACUGAAAGAAUACCUGGAAUUUGCCAAAAGACAUGAGCUACAUGUGGUCGUAGAUGAAAUUUACAUGCUGUCCGUGUUUGAUGAGUCCGCCAGGUUCCACAGCGUUCUGAGCUUGGAAAGUUUGCCUGACCCCAACAAGACCCAUGUGAUCUGGAGCCCCACUAAGGAUUUUGGCAUCUCAGGCUUGUGCUUUGGUGUUCUGUACACUCAAAACGAAGAUGUAGUCUCUGCUAUGAGCCCCUUUGGCUACCUCCAUAGUGUCUCUGGCAUCACCCAGUACAAGCUGUGUCGCCUGCUCCAGGAUAGAGACUGGAUUAACAAAGUGUACCUGCCCACCAACCGCUCCCGGCUCUGGGACGCUCACGCGUAUGUCACCGAGCAGCUGCGUCAGUUGGAACAGCAGUAUAACUUCAAGAUCAUCUUUCACAAUCGCUGCUCUGGCCUUUAUAUGUGGAUAAAUUUGAAAAAGUUACUAGAACCCUGUACAUUUAAAGAAGAACUGCUUCUCCACCGCCGCUUCAGAAACCACAAGCUGAUCCUAUGCCGUGGCAGAUCCUAUAUGUUUAAGAAACCUGGGUGGUUUCGACUCACUUUUGCAGAAAAUCCCCCCCAACUAAAAGAGGCCAUGCACAGGUUUGGGAAGGCGAUAGAGGAGCAGAAACAACACUGGAUAGAAAAGAUGCUGAAAGAUGCCAUAGAGGCAGAGCCUGGGGAUCCGACUGUGCCCCGCAGGGCUUGGGACCAAAUGAGUACUUCGACUGAAAAAGUGGAUCCCGCUAGGAACAGUGCCAGCUGACCCAGUCAUCAACCCUGUCAUCUUUAGAGGCUUCACAUCCUUUAACCUCCGCUAGCUGUGAUGUCUAUAAAACACUGCUUUUAUUGGGGUUUGGGGUUGAGAGUACAGAGGUGCCUGUAGGGAUCAAGAGAGCUCUCUGGGCUUCUUUUAAAUGGUUUUAUUUUUUUAAUUCAAUGUCUAAUAAAUUAUAUAUUCUCUUACAUUUCGGG